AUGCCCUAAAUGUCUCAGACAGAGACAGAAACAUUCUCCUCAUUUCUGUCUGUUCCGCGAGAGCGAGAACCUUGUUGUCUUCCAUGUUGAUUUCUUGUGACCAAAUUUUUAGACGAUUUUUCCUAGCGACCCUCGAGUUGAGACCUGUUUAUAUCUGAGUUUAUGUUAUUAUAGGAUUAUAUACUGGUGAUCGUAGCUACAACCACUCUCUACAGGCACUCUAAAUAUAAGCAAUGAUAAUAACGAAGCUAAACUUCAACCACGUAUUGUGUGAUUAGGUUAAAUUAUAUUUCAUACCUUGACCCGAAUAAGAAAUUUAACUAUGCCUCCAAAAAAAGGUGGAAAUACUACAAAAACAAAUAAAAUUAAAGCUGUAGAUGGUAAUAGCGGCAAAGAAGAAAAGAAAGGAGGAAAUGCUGUGAAGGUUAGACACAUACUCUGUGAAAAACAAUCAAAAAUUCUGGAAGCAUUGGAAAAGUUGAAAGCAGGGGGAAAAUUUAAUGAAAUUGCUGCUACAUAUAGUGAAGAUAAAGCAAGAUCUGGGGGUGACCUUGGGUGGAUGCCUAGAGGAUCAAUGGUUGGGCCCUUUCAAGAAGCUGCAUUUGCAUUACCAAUCUCUUCUAUUAGUUCUCCAAUCUACACAGAUCCACCAGUCAAAUCAAAAUUUGGUUAUCAUAUUAUAAUGGUAGAAGGCUACAGAUUUUUAUGCAAAUUACCUGGAAAUAAUUUUUGAGAAUAUUAUGAAGAAAAUAAAACCGUGGUUGACAAUUCUUUUAUGUACCAAAUAAUAUGAAAAGCACUGUGCUUUGAAUAUUUUAUAUAUUCUGUCAUAUUGUGUGCAUUCUGUACAAAUUUGGAGUUUCAAAUUUCCCAUCAAUACAUAAAAAUUCGCAGUUUAGUAGUGUCAUACUACAACAAUAAAAUACAUAACACUUUAUAUAUGGAACAAAAGAGGCAACUGUAUUUCUUUAUUUUAAUAAAUAGGUAAUAUGUA
Molecule: messenger RNA, 994 nt
Organism: Bombus huntii
Lineage: Eukaryota; Metazoa; Arthropoda; Insecta; Hymenoptera; Apidae
Product: peptidyl-prolyl cis-trans isomerase NIMA-interacting 4
Exons: 5
Coding region: 323-733 (136 amino acids)
Biological process (GO): rRNA processing
Molecular function (GO): peptidyl-prolyl cis-trans isomerase activity; DNA binding
Source: RefSeq, a predicted model, not a curated record